Molecule: messenger RNA, 545 nt
Organism: Culicoides brevitarsis
Lineage: Eukaryota; Metazoa; Arthropoda; Insecta; Diptera; Ceratopogonidae
Exons: 2
Coding region: 201-545 (114 amino acids)
Source: RefSeq, a predicted model, not a curated record
UCCAUAGACACGUUCCGUCACACACAUUAUGAUGAUAUUUUUGUCAGUUUUCUGGCAUACGUUUGGUUCAUUCUGAAAUCACCGUGAAUGACAACCUCAAUUAUACAGCAACUAACUGAUAAUGUGUGAUUUUUUUUUAUUUUUUGCUUCCAGACGUCAACAUCCGCUCUCGUCGCGAAACCAGCCGCAAUCACGAAGACAUGUUACUCGUUCAAUCGAUCAAAAUUACGGACAAAUUCGGUUUUGAGAAGCAACAAGGCGACUUGGAUGUCAUGCAACAAGGAGGCACGGUCUUUUUGGCGCCCGACGCAAAUAAUUUCUGCGUGAAUGGAUUAGGUCUCGUUGCAUCCGCCGCCAUUUUCCUCCUUGCUCAAUUAGCGGUAAUUGCCAUCUGGACCUACAUGUAUCAGCGUCGCCAGCGGAAACACAGUCACUUUGACGAGACAAUUCUCAAUGGAACGGUGCCUGGACCCCAGAUCGGAGGCAGUCGGACCGACUCCAUGUGCAAAUUGUACGAAACUGGAUAUCAAGGACGGGUUUUCUAA